GACGAUUUUCCCGCUCCGUCGACACAAACCUCCUCCGUCUUUCGUAAAAGGUUCUCGAGAUCUAAGUCUCACUUCUAAAGCUCUGACAAUGGCGGACGAAAUCGGAUUCUUCCAACUCAACACCGGAGCAAAGAUCCCAUCGGUUGGUCUCGGGACAUGGCAAGCUGCUCCUGGCGUCGUUGGAGACGCCGUCGCCGCCGCUGUGAAGAUUGGAUAUCAGCAUAUUGAUUGUGCUUCAAGAUAUGGCAAUGAAAUUGAGAUUGGGAAAGUUCUGAAGAAGUUGUUUGAUGAUGGCGUAGUGAAGCGUGAGAAGCUGUUCAUCACAUCAAAAAUCUGGUUGACUGAUCUUGACCCUCCGGAUGUACAGGACGCAUUGAACAGAACUCUUCAGGAUCUGCAGCUUGAUUAUGUUGAUUUGUAUCUCAUGCACUGGCCUGUUCGGUUGAAGAAAGGUACUGUUGACUUUAAGCCUGAGAACAUUAUGCCUAUCGAUAUUCCGAGCACAUGGAAAGCAAUGGAAGCACUGGUUGAUUCAGGCAAGGCAAGAGCCAUUGGCGUAAGUAAUUUCUCUACAAAGAAACUCUCAGAUCUUGUGGAGGCUGCUCGUGUUCCUCCCGCUGUAAACCAGGUGGAAUGUCAUCCUUCAUGGCAACAACAUAAGCUACAUGAGUUUUGCAAGUCCAAAGGGAUCCACCUCUCAGGAUAUUCGCCAUUGGGAUCUCCUGGAACAACGUGGGUGAAGGCCGAUGUUUUAAAGAGUCCGGUUAUUGAAAUGAUUGCUAAAGAAAUCGGGAAGUCUCCCGCACAAACCGCGCUUCGAUGGGGACUUCAAAUGGGUCAUAGUAUACUUCCCAAAAGCACAAAUGAAGGAAGAAUCAGAGAGAACUUUGAUGUCUUGGGAUGGUCUAUUCCAAAAGAAAUGUUUGACAAGUUUUCCAAGAUAGAGCAGGUAAGUGAAACAAUAAACCACAUUUCUGCAAAUUUCGUAUCUGUGAGUAGUCUUAACUGUAACCUCUUGUAUUUUGGAUUUUGAAUCAUCUCUGUGCAGGCUAGGUUAGUCCAAGGCACGUCGUUUGUUCAUGAGACGUUGAGUCCUUAUAAAACACUUGAAGAGCUUUGGGAUGGUGAGAUCUGAAUCAAAAGAUGUCUUUUGUUGAAUUUUAAAGUUGAAAAAGAACAAAGUUCCACUGCUUUAAGCUUUGAUCGAGAAUGUGUAAACGAUUCAAUUUUCAAUAAAAGUAGGAUUUUGCAGACA
This is a messenger RNA of Arabidopsis thaliana (thale cress), 1255 nucleotides long. RefSeq names its product NAD(P)-linked oxidoreductase superfamily protein (gene AKR4C11). The transcript has 6 exons. The record is from RefSeq and is marked reviewed. NCBI's taxonomy places the organism in Eukaryota, Viridiplantae, Streptophyta, Magnoliopsida, Brassicales, Brassicaceae. Bases 89 to 1033 code for a protein of 314 amino acids. Gene Ontology annotation, molecular function: oxidoreductase activity.